CUUCCGUAAACAUUUGAAUUAGGAAAUGUGGAAAAAGCCUCGCACAUUUUCAAAGUAUUUGUGUUUUCAAAUACUUUGAAAAUACAUGUAAAAAUUUACUUUAGCGAUUGUGAUGUACUUUGAAUUGUUUUUUGUGUUGGCUUGCUUAUCUAAAUGCUAUUGUUUGAACAAAGCGGACGAGCAGGAGCACUGCGAUCAGCUCAAACAGUGGCUAGAAUCAUCCUCUGUGUCCCUGGAGCUUAGCAAGAAGGGCUUCCACAGGGAGGUGACAACCACUGUUGAGCUCAGACCAAGCGCACUCAGUGGUGCCAGCGUUUUGCUGCUUUACAGAUGGCCGAAUGGCGUCUUUGUAGAUCCAUAUCAACUGGCAUCCCUAAGUGAUCAAAGCAACUUUGAGAUAUUGCUAGAUUCAGCCAUUGACCUCGAAGUGCCUGCUCACAAGACUUCUGGAUUUCUAACCUAUGUGUUUCCCUCCCAUACUGGAUCAGCUCCCAGUUUCCUAAAAUUAACAAUUCCAGUACACGGGCGCUAUCACGAGCCCUCUUUUGCUGGGGAAGCAUUCGCAUCUGUUCCCAUUGAACCUCCUGACCUGCUGCUGCGCACUGAAAAAUGCUCAGAUCUUCGCAGAUUUGAGUCUCAUUCUGUAGUGGACGCUCCAUGCACUGUCAGCAAUUCCAGCACAUGCUCAUGGGUGAAACAACCUCUGCAGCAGGAGUCCAGCACCGUCAGUGUCAUGUUACCGGUUGGUGACGGGUCAGCGACGAUGCUCGUCUGCGGUGGGACUCUUCUUGCCACUAUGGGCUGCUGUGUGGCGUUGUCUAAAUACAUGUUGAAACAUCGAAUCGUUUAAGCUGCAACAGUCAACAGGACUUGUUCUAAACGGGGUUAUAAUGUGGAGCAGUCGUGUCUGGGGCCAGGAUCAUCCUAGCUGCUUGCUGUAAAUGCAAAACAGAUCUGUAUCUGUUGUGAAAGAAUCCCAGGUAUCCACAUCUCAAACUCUCCCAGAGGAGCGUAAUGCGACUCAAUGUUUUUACAGAUUUUUUUCAAAUUCAUUUUUUGAUAUGAAAUUGAAGUUUCGCUCAGACAUUAUCAAAAGCUAACUUGUUGUUGUUUAAGCAGUUGGGAAACAGAAUUAAAGAAUGUUUAGAGCUACAAAGGAUGUUUUAGAUAAAUAAAAUAUGUAAAUCUUAUAUUUGCUUGUACAUGUCAGAAUAAUUGCUAACGUUGAUGACAUAAACAUGUGAAACAUAAAGGUGUGGAAUAGUAUAAUUUCAACUCAAACCCCUUAGAAGAGAUCUCCAGUUGUGAUGAAAUAUAUUUAAUUAUGUAAAACUUCAGUUUCAGCUUCAGUAUUUUUUUUUCCUAAGUGUUUUUUUGUUGUUGUUUUUUGGGGGAAAUUCAGUGUUUGAAGUGCUGAGUAUCUUUGUGUUGAACGGAUGAUCUAAUGCCUGGAGACCCCCCCUGAUGGCUAACUUUCCCCCUCACUCCAUUCAUUGGAAGCGUUGCCUCACUGCAGGGGCCAGGGCUGGGUCGGUAGUUCCGCUUCCCCCCUGCGCCAUAGCGGAGUUAUCCCAGGGCCGAAAAGACUGAUGAAAAGUUGGAACUGUAAAUAGUUGGACUCAGAUUUUUUUUUUUACCAAGGUGUUUGCGCA
Molecule: messenger RNA, 1652 nt
Organism: Xiphophorus maculatus (southern platyfish)
Lineage: Eukaryota; Metazoa; Chordata; Actinopteri; Cyprinodontiformes; Poeciliidae
Gene: pigx
Product: phosphatidylinositol glycan anchor biosynthesis class X
Exons: 6
Coding region: 113-850 (245 amino acids)
Biological process (GO): GPI anchor biosynthetic process
Cellular component (GO): endoplasmic reticulum membrane
Source: RefSeq, a predicted model, not a curated record